Messenger RNA from Entamoeba histolytica HM-1:IMSS, 894 nucleotides. RefSeq lists its product as uncharacterized. Gene Ontology annotation, cellular component: nucleolus; small-subunit processome; Mpp10 complex. The transcript is spliced from 2 exons. Gene Ontology annotation, molecular function: snoRNA binding; rRNA primary transcript binding. NCBI's taxonomy places the organism in Eukaryota, Evosea, Mastigamoebida, Endamoebidae. The record is from RefSeq and is a predicted model, not a curated record. The coding region runs from base 1 to 894 and encodes 297 amino acids. Gene Ontology annotation, biological process: rRNA processing.
AUGGAAAAAUAUGAUAAAACACGACUUGACAAACAAGCCAUUAUUGCUCAAACAAUUGAGAAUGGAACUCAAUUGCCUGCUCAUGCAAAAGAAGGGUUUGAUGUUGCAAUGACUAGAAUGGAUGCUGAAGAUGAUGCAACAAGACAAGUUUCAACAUACGAUAGUGAAUAUGCAAUGGCAGGAGUUAAAGAUCCAAAUGUUUUUAUUACAACAUCAAAAGACCCAUCAAGCAAAUUAAAAGAAUUUGUUAAAGAAAUUAAGUUAAUUAUUCCAAAUUCAACAAGAAUUAACAGAGGUAAUAUUCAAAUUAAACAAUUAGUUGAAACAUGUAGAAGUCAUGAUGUAACUGAUUUGAUUAUUGUUCAUGAAAAUAGAGGAGAACCAGAUGGAAUGAUUAUUUCACAUUUUCCAUAUGGACCAACAGCAUAUUUUGGGUUAUAUAAUGUUGUUUCUAGACAUGAAACAAAAACAUCUAAAACAUUUAGUGAAAAUGACUCUUCUUAUGAUGAAGUUGAAGAUACUUUUAUUGAUAAUGGUAUGAAAUCUGGUGUCACUGAAGUAACAACUUGUCUCAGUCAGAGUCAUUCACAAUGGAAUAUUAUUCAACCACCAAAACAAUUUAAUACAAAUCCACUCCAAUGUGUAGAACAUCAAAAAACACUUGAUUACCCAACACUAGAACAAUGUGUUCAAUCAGUGAUUCUUAAUUCUAACACAAAAACUAUUUCAUUUGAAACAAUAUACAACCAAACACUUCUUCAAUUAUCAUCUAAAUUACAUCCAGAAGCUACUAUUCAUUAUGUUUUUGUAGUGACAUUGAUAUUAGCAAAUAAGAAACAGUAUCAUCUCUUAAACCCAUCAAUAAAUCAAUUAUCAGUGAAAAUCAUUGACUAA